UUCAUAUCUGGUUCUUCUCAUGCGCCAUCUCCACGGGAAUUCUGGAUGAUGAGUAUGUGUUAUAAACUUAUAAUCCAAAUACCUGCUCGGUCAGCUUCUGAAGAUGGGAAGUUCAGAGUUCAAGCAAACAAAGUGGAUCUUGUUUCCAUGGCCUAAACAUGCCAGCUCUGACUGUUGAGGCUUUAACCUGUAAUUUGCAAGAGUGCCCACCAAGGAAAAUACCUUAUUAAAUACAGGACACUAGGCACAGAAAACAAAAUGUACUAAACAUGAGAAGACUUUAGUGUUGCGAUCUCUAUGCGUCUGCCAGAUGUCAAGGCAUAGCAGACAGCAUGUGGCCGAUGUAAUGGCAUGAUUCUUCAUGUCUACCAAUCAGAUGCUACAAUACAGCUGUACACAUCUUCUGUAUAAAUAGGCGGCAGCAGAACGGGUAGAUACAUCAAACAAGAAGCUCUUACUCUCUGCUCUUCUCCUCCUCUCAUCAACCACAAGGCAGCGAUAACCUUCAAGCUCAGAUAUGGCUUUCCACCAAAGAUCGACAAGUUUGCCUUCUAGGCCUCACGUCAGUGAGACCGAAGUCGAGCUAGAGCUUCAGAGCCUAGAAGCAAGCAUCUCUUCCUCCACUUCCAUCAGCACGAUGUGCGAUGAUCUCAGGAGUCUUGCAAACAUCUACGAUGCUCUUGAAGAGAUUAUUUGCCUACCAAGCAACCAAGUUUGCUCAGCCCAGCAGAGGAGCAUGUUGGAUGGAGAAAUGGAAGGUUCUCUCGAGCUGCUAGAUCUCUGCAGCGUCAUGCAAGAGAUCUUCGUCGAGAUGAAGGCCAUCAUCCAAGAGCUGCAAGUGGCUCUAAGGAAAGGUGAUGAUGCAACUACUCAAGCCAAGAUCCAAUCUUACACCCGCUUGGUGAAGAAGUCCAAGAAUCUUUUCAAGAAAACCGCGAAGAAGGCUCCUGCAGAUUGUAGCAUGGUCAUGCUGUUGGCCAAGGCUAGAGAGAUCUCGGUGUCUCUCCUGGAGUCCACACUCCGUCUCUUGUCGAAGCAAAUCGAAAUGCCUAAACAGUCUCUUGUUUUCAAGGCAUUUCAGAAAAAGAAGGCAGUGGUUUGCAAGGAGGAGCAAUUGUCAGGGCUAGAGUGCAGUAUGGGCGAUCUCGAGAGCGGAGCAGGACAUCUGUUCAGGAAAUUAGUCCAGAGUAGAGUUUCUCUACUCAACAUCCUUAGCUCAUAGAUACUCCUGAGUAACUCUUGACGCCCUUCGAUUGGCAUCCGCCUUUUAAGGAAUAGCUGAUCUUCAUACAAUUUUCCCAUAUGUAUACACUAUACUGUAUAAAUGUACAUGAUAGUAUAGAAAGAGAAACCAAAGUUUUGAUCAA
Triticum urartu is the source of this 1367-nucleotide messenger RNA. NCBI's taxonomy places the organism in Eukaryota, Viridiplantae, Streptophyta, Magnoliopsida, Poales, Poaceae. The record is from RefSeq and is a predicted model, not a curated record.